Molecule: messenger RNA, 3027 nt
Organism: Aspergillus ochraceoroseus IBT 24754
Lineage: Eukaryota; Fungi; Ascomycota; Eurotiomycetes; Eurotiales; Aspergillaceae
Exons: 6
Coding region: 1-3027 (1008 amino acids)
Source: RefSeq, a predicted model, not a curated record
AUGGCUGUGGUGGAUCAGCCUUCGGGCUUGAUGGACAUUGCAAGCUCCCUGACCCAGGACGAAAUCCCGUUUAAGCUGCGAUGUGCUAUUUGCAAUAAGCUCGCCGUGAAUGCAUUUCGUCUUCCAUGCUGCGACCAAGCGACCUGCGAGAACUGCCAGAUAUCACUCCCCGAAACAUGUCCUGUUUGCGCGCACACUCCAAUCUCGCCCGACCUGUGCAAACCGAAUAAAGCCCUUCGCACUACCCUGAAAGCAUUCUUGCGGACGGAAGAGAAGAAGCGCGAGAAAGAGCGACAGGCAGCAGUCCCGGCUCCUACCCAUAAUGUUCCCGCUGUGGACCCUGUGUCCCAAGCGCCGCCGCAAGAAACUCAGCCAGCGUCGCUCCCAGUUUCCAAUGUCGCCGAAAUAAAUGCACCCGAUGGGAUAAGCGCACCGAAUUCCAGCGAUAUUCAGUCCGGAGAACCCGCUGAGAUCAUAUCGCCGGCAUUGGACAGACCGCCUGUUUUCAAUGGGGACGAAGAAAAGACCGGGGUUCCCACCCAGACCCGAACUGACUCUGGAAAGGAUAAGAAUUCUGAAGACGGCCCUUCCGACCCAGCGGAGAAUGCCAACUACGUGGAGCAAAAUGGCCCUGGCGAAGAGGACGACGCCGGUGACACCGAACCCGCUCGCCAGGGACUGGACCAAGAACCAGGCUCCGGUGCAGGCUUCCCUAACCAGAUGGGAUACAACAUGAACCCCGCAAUGUUUCCUGGUAUGGGCUGGAAUCCUAACAGCGGAGAUUUCAACCCAAUGGCUCAAUUCAUGGGCAAUGGAAUGAUGAACUUUCCGAACCCGAUGGGAAUGGGCAUGGACCCGAUGGCUGCGAAUCAGGGGAUGCUUGGAGGCUACGGGAUGAACAUGAGUGGCAUGAGUAAUGGCAUGAGCAUGGGGAUGAAUUUCAACGCUGGUCAAGGGAUGUACGGUGGAUGGGACGGCUCACAGAACAAUAUGUGGCAUGGCCAAGAUAAAUUCAAUCCAAGUGCUUUCGCAAAUGGUAUGGGCGCGCAAUAUGGCGGCCCCUCUGGAUAUGGCGGAUAUAAUAUGUCUCAACCCAGCGGAGUUCAUCCUCAAAUGCAGCAACAGCAGUUUCCUACCCAAGAGUUCCAGAAUGGCUAUUACGGUCCUGGUUUUGGCAGAGGCAAUUUUCGGGGUCGUGGCCGUGGAUUCGUUCCUGGCGGACGGGGGGGCCGUGGUGGCUUUGGGGGACACAUGCAAGCCAGCUACUCCUAUAACACUACUAACCAUCAAGGCCUCCAAAAUAAUAAUUCCCCUAACUUGAAUCAAGAGAUCCCGUCCCAAUUGCCAGAGGGUACGUCUUCCGGUGAGGCCGCCACCUCUGCAGAGGCCAAGCACCGUGAUGAAGGAACAACCUUGGUCGAUGCAACCGGUUCUAGCAAAGAUCCAGAGUUAACAGAGCCCCUUAAUAACAACACAGAAAGUGGUAGCGGGGAACCUAGACCGGCCUCUGAUGUGCCCCCAGAUCAAGCUGCGAAAGAAGAAGAAGAAGAAGAAAAAAAAGAAGAAGAGCAACAGCUGCAUGGUAUUCCCACGAUUGACAGUCUUGACCAUGCUAACCCUCCCCACGGAAUACCAGGCAGUGGCCCACUGAGCAUGCCGGGAUAUAUAGGGCCUAGUUUCGGUAGAGGAGGUUAUAUGCGAGGCCCGUUUACCGCCAGUCGUAGCGGUGGGUUUGGUGGGCAGCAGUUCAUGCCAGGGACUCACAUACAGCCCCGAGGACAGGGCGUCGAGGGCGCCCCAGCUGCCCCCAGAGCGAUGAGAGAAGGUCUCCCUAACACUAGUGUCCUACGUCACAGGCAGUUCCAGAAUUCGGGGCGUUCCUCUAUGCCCCCAACCAAGGCGUUCGAAGGCUCCCAGACUCCACAACCGGAAACGACCCAAGAAGACCGACCCCCCGGAUCACCAUCUAGGUCUAGAUCAAGAGCUAGGUCGAAGUCGAAAUCGAGAUCAGAAACCAGAUCCCAACCUCCAACACGAUCGCGUUCAGACAGCCGUCGUCCAUACCGUCAACGAUCCCCAGGCGCUGACGAUGCAAAUGAUUUAGAUCGCCAACGAGACCGUCCAAGACGGGCACCGGCCAGCGAAAAGGAACCACCCGCUGUAGAAGAUGACCACCGGUCUCGUUCCGCUUCUGUUGAAUCCCACAGAUCGUCACGGUAUCGAGAAAGGGACCGAGACAGGCGCAGUGGUCGCCGGUCGCAUCGGUCUCACCGUCAUCGCAGCCGGAGCCCCAGUCGGAAAGUAGAUACCAAUGUUGAUGACCGCCUUUCGUCUAUUCCAGAGGAGAGCAGCACGCGAUCCCGAAACAAGACGUUUGCGCCCUCGGAGAAUACCAGCCGCAGUUACCGAUCUGGUAAAGAUCGCUCUAGUCGCCGGGAAGAAGAUCGGGGGCGGGACAAAGAUGGCCGCCGCCGUGAGCGUGAGCGUGAGCGGGACCGCGACCGCGACCGUGACCGUGACCGAGAUCGAUACCGAGAAAGGGAAAAAGAUCGGGACAAAGAACGAGAUCGCCACCGGGAACGCGAAAAAGACCGUGAUCGUGACCGGAAAAGAUCCCGUCGUGAUCGGUCUGAAUCCGCAGUUGAUAGCGAUUACUCCUCUCGACACCAUUCCAGGAAGGUCAAACGUCUCCGCGACGACGAUAUCCGCACUAGUGGCGGUGAUAGAGACCGUGCAAAGGAGAUGCGGGAAAAAACACCCGCGUCCUCCAAAGCCCUCGAACCGGAAAAGGAUCCCCACACGUUGGAGCGAGAGGCUCGUAACCGCGAGCGCAUGCUGAAGGAACAACAGCGCCGGGAAGCCAUGCAAGCGGACCGAGACAGCGGCAAAUCCAGCCGCCGGCGUGACAGUCGUCAGGAACGAGCCACGCAGGGUGGACGCCGCCUCAACUACAAAUAUGAUGACGAAACCAAUGCUAAGCGGGCAGCGCAGGUCGAAAAAGAACGAGAGGCCAAUCGCUGGGACUAG